GAAGGGGGGACGGCGGCGGCGGCUGCGGGCGGGGGGGGGGCAGAGACUCUUUCACUUUUUGGAUUUCCCCGAGUUCCCCCUCCCACCCCGCGCGCGCACACACCCCCCUUUUUUCCUGUGAGCCUGGGGAACUUGCAGCUCAAAGCCAGCCACCCCCACGGCAACAUGUACCCCAGCAACAGGAAGAAAAAGGUGUGGAAAGAGGAGAAAGAACGUUUACUGAAGAUGACCUUGGAAGAGAGACGCAAAGAAUACGUGAGGGAUUAUGUUCCUUUGAAAGACAUUCCAUCAUGGAAGGAAGAAAUGAAGAGCAAAAGCCAGAAUGACGAUGAAAGUGCCCAGGAAGUUUCACAAGUGAAGAAAAGUUUGAGUGAAAAAGUUUCACUCUAUAGAGGUGACAUCACAUUGCUUGAGAUUGAUGCCAUAGUCAAUGCAGCAAAUGCCAGCCUUCUUGGAGGAGGAGGGGUGGAUGGCUGUAUUCACAGAGCAGCUGGUCCCUGUCUGGUUGCUGAAUGCCGUAAUCUGAGUGGCUGUGAGACUGGUCAAGCUAAGAUCACCUGUGGGUAUGACCUGCCAGCAAAAUAUGUCAUCCACACUGUGGGACCCAUAGCCAGGGGUCACAUCAGUGAUUCCCAUAAAGAAGACCUUGCAAAUUGCUAUAAGUCUUCCCUGAAGUUGGCAAAAGAAAAUAACAUCAGAUCAAUUGCAUUCCCCUGCAUUUCCACAGGAAUUUAUGGAUUUCCAAAUGAGCCAGCGGCAAUCAUAGCCCUAACCACCAUCAAGGAAUGGCUGAACAGAAAUCAUCAUGAGAUGGACCGGAUCAUCUUUUGUGUCUUCUUGGAAGUUGACUUCAAAAUUUUCAAGAAGAAAAUGAGCGAAUAUUUCCCUAUAGAGGGAUUAGAAGCAAAGGGCCUUUCUCCUCCUCCCAAGAAGAGCAAAGCAAAGAAGUCAGAAAGUGUGAAAGAAUCUAACGAGGAUGAGGCACAGCCUGCCACCGCACCCAGCCCUUCAUCAGAAGAAGCUGUUGAAGCCAACAAGGAUAAAGAUUCUACCACAGAUACCAGUGUUAUACAAGAGGAUGACAUCGCCCAUGGCUCAGUGCACGACCAAGAUUCUGCUGAAGGACGUGAUGAUGACUCAAUGAAGAAUGAAAUGAAAAUGGAGAUCGAAUCCCAGAGCUCAUACAUGGAAACAGAAGAACCUUUCUCAAACCAAGAAGAUGCCCCAGUUGUUCCGAAACCUGAAGUUACUGCAGCCACUGAUGGCAAAGAAGAAAAGGAAAAUGAAAAAGAAGGAGCAGUGGGAGAAGGGAAGUCAUCCGCAGAGCAAGUGGGUGGUGGAGAUGCCUGCCCUGUGGAAAAUGCUACAUAUGCUGAUGUUGAAAUGAGUAGUCAGGAUGAAAGUGACCCAACAGAGAGUCAACAAGAUGAUGAUCUCUAAUAGAUGAACAAGAUGAGGCAAAAGAACGAAAUGACAUGGCGGCCCUUGGCAAUGUAUGGCAUCUGAUGGCAUCGGUGAAGUGGAGGCUGAGAUGACACCAAGUGGUGUCAAUAAGAGCUAGGGGUGGGUGGGGGGAGGGACUUUGGGCCCAAAGAGAAGGGGAUUCUUUGCUUUGAUUCUUUCACUUGCAUUUUAUUCUGUUUACCUAUUUAGAGAAAGAUUUUUGACAUGGGAGCCGGUGCCCCAUGUUCAAAUCAUCUUUUUUUAAGGCACUGACCGUGUAUUAAUGCCUUUCCUUUAAAAACUUUGCCCCAGAGUCAUAAUAGGACAGGUUAAACACAUAUACAUACAUGUGUGUAUGAAUUCGGUUCUCCAGAUUUGCUUUCUCAAUGACUUUGUAGAGUAGGUUGGCCCAAUGGUCCCUUUGUAGAAACAGAUGAGAAUAAGGUUGCUUUCUGUAUCACAACCUAAAAUUUCAGAGAGCAUAAUGCUAGACAGCAGCAUAAUCCACAGACAGUAUCAGGUAGAAAACAAGUUAGGAAGUAGUCAAAACCUACUUACUGAUCCUUUGGAGAAGGUCUGGACAUGAAAAUAGAAAAUGAGGUUUUAUCUGGUACCUCGAAGCACUGAAAAUUAGUUCCAUGGCAUUCAUUAAGAAAUGAUGGAAGAGCUUUUUAGGUUAGCACGGAGUAAGAUGAGCUUAGCCAGUAAAAUCAUUAGAGUCUCUUUUGCAGCUUGCAUCGCCAUUGUCCUUAGAUAGAACUGAGAUUUUCGUCCUGUCAGCAGCAUAAACUUACAACAGGGCUUUUUUUAUUCCAUCAUGUCCUUACCAUAUGCUUCCUCUUAUAGCCUGUGGACUAGGGCAAGACCUGGUACCACCAACUGUAGAAUUUUUUUCCCCUAUUCAACUAAAACAGAGCUUCUCUUUUAAAGUGAGCACUUGUCUAGAUGUUGUGAGCAGUUUAAAUCCUGGAUUAAAUAAGGAUAUAUGCCAAUUAAAACUCAUCCUAUGUUAACUAUUGGUUUGUGGAUAUUAACCAACUGCACUUGAAAUCCCUCCUAUCAUGUUUCCCAAUAUAGAUGGAUGUGUAAUUAUGCAUAGAUAUUUGAGUAAGACACUUUUGCCAGAUCGUUGGGUACAGGGGUCUGUGGGUCAAAUGUCACUGGGUAGUAAAAAAGAAAAAGGGAGGAGGAGCAAGGAUGUCCUUUUCAGCCUAUGCAGUAAAUUAAAUUUGUAUGCCUUUCCCAAAAGGAGGAUAUGCUUUUCACAAAGAACACAUACACGUUUCCAAGAUUUGAAGGUCUGACGAACACAUUCCCUCCGUUAGAAGCAAUUAGAGCUCCUGUUUGCAGUCUCUGCUUCCUGGUUUGUUUUGACGUUACAUUGCUUGACCAGGCCAGGUCUGAAAAUAAUUUGUUGCUGGGUUCCUCCCAGCCAACCACUGAGCAUAGCACUAAAAAAAGGAGUGGUAGCCCUAAUAGUCCAUGAGACUAGUUCUCUCUGCAGAAUGAGGACUGGUAUUUGCUUAAGAGACAGCGGGACCAAAAGAUGAGAAAGUAUGAGGAGCUCAGGUAUAUGUGGGCCAGUAUCUUUUUGACUAUAAUCCCUCAGAAGGCAAUAUUAACACCAUUAGCUGACCUUCCCAGCAACAUGCUAUACCUACCCUGAGAGCUAAUCUUGUUUCCCUCAUGUCCCUUUAAGCUACUUGUGACCAGGCCUUUUUAUAAGUGCUUUGGAAUUUAUAUUUCAUUUAUCUUUUGCCUUAAACAAGCAGAUUGUGGCAGGUGGAUGUCCAAAUGUAGUUAGGUUAAGUACUUUAUUAAUUAGCAUUUAUUGGAUGUUUGCUCUAAAUUCCACUGAAGGUGGAAUUAGCUGCCUUCAUUCCUCUGUAUGAAGUCUCCCUUCUCUUUUUACACAGUAGUAUAUGUGUGCUUGUGUUUCUGUGUAUGUGUAUACACACACAGACACACAUAUAUACGUAUAUAUUCUUCCUGGAUAUUUUUUUUUUCUUUCAACUCUUCCUGAAUUUGUUUUCCUCUCUUGGUUGCUACGUUUUAAAAAUUAACAGUCUAUAUUUCUGCAUAACACCCAUAUAGCAAUUUCACUAUCACAUAAUUCACCCUCAGCUGAAGAAGCCCCAUCAUCACAACAACUAUUCCCUUGAGACUGACAUCAUGGAAACUUGGCCAUUCCCUCUCAUGGUGUCAAUGAAAGAUCUGGGAAUGGAUGAUAUACUUUUUCCAGCCCCAUUAAGCACCACUUCCUUAGAAGCAAGAAGAAAGUGAUUUUAAAAUAGUCCUAGAAAUGAUACCACAUGAAUUCUGAUAUUUUCUCUAUUUUAUGCCAUCUUUAUAACUUAAUUCAAAAAGUCACUGUCAUCUUGUGAAAUGCUUGACAAGUGCAAUCUGCUGCAAGCAGAUUAUCCCGUGGCUACCAAAUGUUGGUGAUAUUCUUUUGCAGUAAUGAGCUACAACAGAAAACAACAUGAGAGAGACGGUACAGAGAACCACGCUUGAAAGUGGUUAAAGAUAAAAGAUUCCUAAUCUCCUUCUUAGGAACCACUAACAUGGAAAAUAAUGGCCUUCACUAAGACUCCAGGUCCAAGACCUAACCUAUCCUUAUUACCCCAGAGAGUCAUUUCCUCUAUUCUUACUUUUAACUUUGAUUCCCUUGCACAGUGGGGUAGUUCUUUAAAAUCUGUGGUUUUCUCCUUAAGGAAACUAUAGGAAUGCAAGCAGUGAAUCAAGAAAACUAAUAGAGUAAGGAAGUAUGCCAAUACGUUCAAUCUGAUGAGCCCUAAUAUAAAAUUUGUUUGGAUUUGUUAUCUGGUUUGGUUUAGGGAUUUUCAAGAGUUGCUAUUUAGCUGUAUGAUUUUAUUGUUUAAAAAAAAGGUAAUGAAGACACUAUACUCUCAUUCAGAUAGUAAAAAUUAAAAAAAAUUAAGUAAUUGCUGAGAUAUAACUUAACAUGGACACAAUGAAUUGUCAUUUCACUAGAGAUGCUAAAAUUAAUAGAGUAGGCUUUGUAAAAGAAUAAAUACCGAGUUGAUUAGUUCUUCUGCAUAUGAAUUCUGUAUGUCAGUUUCUACCCAGACUUCAAUAGCAUGGGGGGCAGGGGAGGGGAAGGGAGGGGAAAGAGAAUAAAACCCUACCUACAUUAGUGGUGUUUGCAUACAGAGUAUCAAAAUAUGCUUUUAACAUAGUAGUUACAAUUAAAAAAAGGUUCUCAAUCUGGGAGAGACAAUGCAUUAUUCCUCUAGCUGGUGGCUGCUCAGAUGAUGGACAAGUCUUCUUUCAGAGUAGCUCACAAAGGAGACAUCUGAAACACUGUCUGUGAUAUUGGGUCACAUAUUAUUCACUGCAGCUAAUUGUAAAUCUUUCUAUGAAACACUGAAAAGCCUCUUUGUGAAUUAAUACUGUUCUGCUUGAUGCACUUGAUUAAAAAAGACAUUUCUCUCUAUGUGGUGCAUGUCGGCUUUGCUUUGAAAAAUUACGAAGUUAGCAGAAUAUGUUUAAUAUAUUUUCUUGGGGAAUAGGGUUUUUAUCAUAUGAUUCAUUAAGGAUUUGCCUUACCCUGACAUUUGUGAUAUAAAGGAAAAUCUGAAAAAAAUGUAAUUUUCUUGAUCAAAAUAUGUUUUUACUUAAUGCAAAUAAAUGUAGUCUGUUGCUUGCAAAACGUCUUCUGAUACCUGGUAUAAACUGCUAAAUAGAAUUAGACGUGCCUCCUUUGUUAAUCUAGCAUUUAAGUGCUGAACUGCUUCUAAAUCUAUUACUUUCCUUCUGUCCGUGCCAUACAUUGAAAACCUUAAACAACCGAUGCCUUCAUACUACAUUUGUUAAUGCAGAAUACUAAUAAAACUAAUUCAAGAGGAUGA
Molecule: messenger RNA, 5315 nt
Organism: Phascolarctos cinereus (koala)
Lineage: Eukaryota; Metazoa; Chordata; Mammalia; Diprotodontia; Phascolarctidae
Gene: MACROD2
Product: mono-ADP ribosylhydrolase 2
Biological process (GO): DNA damage response; peptidyl-glutamate ADP-deribosylation; purine nucleoside metabolic process
Cellular component (GO): nucleoplasm
Molecular function (GO): ADP-ribosylglutamate-[protein] hydrolase activity
Source: RefSeq, a predicted model, not a curated record